Candoia aspera is the source of this 3652-nucleotide messenger RNA. RefSeq names its product phospholipase B domain containing 2 (gene PLBD2). The record is from RefSeq and is a predicted model, not a curated record. Lineage: Eukaryota; Metazoa; Chordata; Lepidosauria; Squamata; Candoiidae. Gene Ontology annotation, cellular component: extracellular region. Gene Ontology annotation, biological process: phospholipid catabolic process. The transcript is spliced from 13 exons. The coding region runs from base 27 to 1739 and encodes 570 amino acids. Gene Ontology annotation, molecular function: glycerophospholipase activity.
CUGGCGUUCGAGGAACCGGAGGAGCCAUGGGGCAGCUCCGACUGUCGCCGCGAUUGCUGCUGCUGCUGCUGCUGCUGCUCCGGAGCCUCUCUGCGUUUCCUCCGCCGCUCUUCCCCAGCGCUGGCGCGGAACCGGCCCGUGGCUGCUCGGUGCUGCUGGACUCGGCGUCGGCGCAGCUGAAGGUGGUCGACGGCUGGGCUCCGGGCGCCGUCGCUUGGGCCAACCUGACCGACGGGAUCCGCGACAACGGAUGGGCCGUCCUGGAAUUAACUACCAAUGAGAAAUAUAAUGACAGCAUCCAGGCGUAUGCAGCCGGGCUUGCUGAAGCAGCUGUAUCCGAGCAGCUGGUGUACAUGCACUGGAUGAAUACCAUGGUUAGCUACUGUGGGCCUUUUACCUAUGAGAUGGACUACUGCCAAAAGCUGAAAAAUUAUAUUGAAACCAACCUGGCUUGGAUGGAGCAACAGAUUGAGGAGGCAGGAAUGGACUCUGCGUAUUGGUAUCAGGUACGCCUUGUUUUGCUGCAAUUGAAAGGUCUAGAGGAUGGCUACAAUCAACAGAUUUCCUUCCCAACUGGCAGAUUCUCUAUUGCCCCCCUUGGCUUUCUUUUGUUCCAACUAAGGGGUGACCUGGAAGACCUGGAAUCAGUCUUCAAUAAAUCUGAAGAUAAGGAUACCCUUGGUUCUGGCUCAUGCUCAGCUUUGAUCAAGCUCAUGCCUGGCAACCAGGAUAUUCUUGUCUCACAUGUCACGUGGAAUAACUAUCAGUCCAUGUUGCGUAUCCUCAAAAAGUAUACUCUGCCAUUCCGGACUUCAGCUCACAGUGAUACCACGAUCCCUGGUUACACCCAGGUUUUCUCUUCAUAUCCAGGCACUAUCUUUUCAGGAGAUGACUUCUAUAUCUUGAGCAGUGGAUUGGUGACUCUGGAAACUACCAUCGGAAACAGCAACAGUAACCUUUGGAAAUACAUCCAGGCCAACAACAGUGUGUUGGAAUGGUUGCGCAACAUCAUGGCUAAUCGACUUGCAAGGACCGGGGCAGAAUGGGCAGCUAUCUUUGAGAAGUUCAACAGUGGCACGUACAACAACCAAUGGAUGAUUGUGGAUUAUAAGUCUUUCGUCCCAGGCAUGGCUAGUCCCCGAGAUGGCCUACUGACUGUGUUGGAACAGAUUCCGGGAAUGGUGGUUACUGCUGACCGGACCAAACUGUUGUACCAGGAAGGCUACUGGGCGAGCUACAAUGUGCCGUAUUUCCAAGAAAUCUUCAAUGCCAGCGGUAUUCCAGCACUGGUACAGAAAUAUGGGGACUGGUUCACCUACGAGAAGACCCCCCGAGCGCAGAUUUUCCGGCGCAACCAGACACUUAUCCGGGAUAUGAAGUCGAUGAUCCGACUGAUGAGGUUCAACAACUUCCCCCAAGAUCCUCUGUCCUGGUGCAAAGGUUGCAACCCACCACGUAACGGGGAAAAUGCUAUCGCUGCUCGCUCAGAUCUCAAUCCUGCUAAUGGCACUUACCCCUUUGGGGCCCUGCACCAGCGGCCGCAUGGGGGUACCGAUAUGAAGAUAACGUCUUCCGAGAUGGUGAAGAAUUACAGCUUCAUGGCCAGCAGCGGGCCAACUUGGGAUGAUCUCCCUCCUUUCCAAUGGAGCACUUCUCCCUAUGACAAUCUGUUUCACAUGGGGCACCCUGAUCUUUGGAAAUUCUUGCCCAUCCAGGUCCAUUGGGCUGAGGUCCCCUAAAGCUGGUCUUCCCCCCCAGUGGGCCGGGCUUGGCUUGUGAGCCUAAUUCUAGCUAUCUGUGUUGAGCUGUUGGGGUGCAAAUUCCACCCAGGGGAAAGAAGCAUGAAGGCAUUCUUUCUUUCGUUCUCAGUUAUUAGCAUGAGCAGUUAUUAAUGAAAUAAUAUAACUGUUUGUAACUGAAUGCUGCAAUUCUGUGCAGCCUUUGGCUAUCGGAGGAACUCCACUUCCUGAGGGAAAUACACAUUGCUUGCAUUUUAGAAAAAUACAUAUAUUUUAAGUUUCUAGCCCAUCUGGCUUGCAAUAAGGAGGCAUGGGGUGAUUGCUUGCAGAAAUCUUGAAAGCGAGAUCAAGGGAUUGAAUGGAAGGGUCUUUCACAAGAUGCACAAGUCCCAACCUCAGGUUUUAGCCAAACUGCAUCCUUCCCCCCACCACCCCAGUUGUGAGGGGACACUCAAGCCGUCUUUGGCUUUCUUAGCAUUCUGCCCUGUAAAAUCGACUGCGCUUUCUUGUGAGACCUAAGAUCAGUUAUGCAAAAUAGUCAACGUUGCAGAUUUUUUCUCACAGAAUACCGGACAGCAUUGCAUGGCUUGAGCAAGCAAUGCUGAGUGCAGAAUCAUUCAUGCUGCAAAACAGUCGUGGUUUGAGCACCUGACAUGCCACAGCUCUGGAUAUGAUACACUACUUAGAUUUUCAGGCAAGGAUUUCUACAGUGUUUCUGCUCUUCUCCUGAGGGAGAUGUUUGACCGACUUGAUAGUAUUCAUGUUCUCCUGUUGCUGCUGCUUUCUUAAACAGGAGAUGCACUGGGAAUCUUUCUGGAAAUUUGGGACCUCAAGCUGGUUUCUAGCUUCUAGUCUUGGAGCUAACAUCUUAGUUGUUGUCAACCCCAUCAUUGGAUUGAAAUGAAAGCAGAAGGUCUACAGAACUUCCAUUGGGAAGGCAUGGCCCAUUCCAUUCAACAGCUGGGAAUUGGUUCAUGGAUCUAUCGAAGAUUGGGGCAAGGAAUUCUAUAACUUUUUGGCUAAGAAGUUGGUUUCCUUGGGAAUUUUUCAGUCCUCUGUAGCCCCCCUUUGCUAUUUGGAAUGUCAAAUGUCCUGUAUUUGUUCCUUCUUUAGUAAGGCUUGGAAACAUCUUCAGUCACUUUCCAGGGCGUUAAAUUGUCAGGUAAGCCAUCGGAUUUGUGCUAUGAUUCUGUGAGCCUCAGCACAACUCCUAAAACGCUCAAGAGGAUUUCAGAAAAAUCUGGGUUAGGGUUAGAAUCAAAGCAGUUUAUAGAGGAAGCCAUGUGUUCCUUCUUUGCACCAACGACUUUCAUCCUUCUAUGGUGCCAUUAAGCCCCGAUCCUUGUAUGCAGAUGGAUCCCUGUGAGAGUGAGUGAAGAAUAAUCUGUUUUGCUGUUGCUUAAAAUGCAACCCCUAGUCAUGAACAGGAGGUUUACACUCCCUGAAGAUAUAAUUUGCUCUCCCUGCCUUGAAUCUGCUCUCCUGCCGAGCCCCAGGUCUCCAUUGGAAGAGAUGUUAGUCCGGUGCGUAGACAGAGUGCCUUGAAAGUCACCACUGCGAAAGUUCACAAGGGUUUUAAGUUGGAAGAGUGCUUAUAGACAAGUGGAUCAACGCAUGGAGUUUUUUUAAAAGCUCCAUUGUUGCUUAACAUUGGCCACUAAGAUGGCUUGAACCCUAAAGUUUUAAAGAAUUGUCUUGCUCCGAUAGUGCCCCAUUUCUUCUCCCCUUUAGAAGGGUUGGUUGGGACCUGAGGAACAGUUUCAAACAUCUGGGGAAGUUUGCUUUGGGGACCACUAGGACAUUGCAAUGCGUACUUUAGGAUAAUGUUGGCUCUCGCCCAACACUUUUGAGCUUUGGGACACAACCAUUGGAUAAAAAGAGGUUCAUCCGGCAACUGGGAUCCAACCUGAUCC